This is a messenger RNA of Zeugodacus cucurbitae (melon fly), 12505 nucleotides long. RefSeq lists its product as uncharacterized. The record is from RefSeq and is a predicted model, not a curated record. The transcript is spliced from 20 exons. Gene Ontology annotation, molecular function: GTPase activator activity; lipid binding. The coding region runs from base 3316 to 11511 and encodes 2731 amino acids. Gene Ontology annotation, biological process: signal transduction; actin cytoskeleton organization; regulation of Rho protein signal transduction. Lineage: Eukaryota; Metazoa; Arthropoda; Insecta; Diptera; Tephritidae.
AUCAACAACCACAUCGAGCAGUGCGCAAAGAAAUAUUUUGGGUGUGUGUGUGUGAAUAGAGUGAAGGCAGGAAUAAAACAUAAAAACCGUUAUCACGUAUAAAUGCUUACGAAAUAAAGCGAAAAGCUUCUGAAAUUAAAUAAUUAAAUGAUUUCUACUAUGUUUCUACUGUGACGACACAAUUCAGAUUUCUUUGACGCCGCGAUCUAAAGGUACCGUUGGAAAGAGGACUAGACUAAAAAAUGUAUAGGGUUAUAGGUACCGCAGAUGCCUAGUUUUCGAGAUAUUCGGCUUUAAAAAUUAAUAAUUUCCUCAAGCAAUUUCACAGACUUUUUUUUAUAUACAUACAUACUUGAUGGGCACGAUUCCGAUUACUUUGGCGGUCGGGGUUUGACAACUCAGGAGCAGGAAUAUAUAUAAAUAUUCUUUAUUGGUCUUUUGGUUUUUGAAAUAUUCAUGUUUAAAAGUCAUUUUUUUUUUUAUAAAUAACACAUGAUAUUUCACACACUGUAACGCUAUUUUUUCACAUUUUUCACUUCACAUAUUGUAAAUUACACUAUUAACAUUCAAUUUAAUUCAAAAUAUAGAUUUAUUUAAGGUCUUUUAUACAAAAAUUACUUAUUUUAAAAAUCACUUUUCGCUCUAAGAUUUAUGUGUUUACAAUUAUGCGGAAAACGAGCGUUGCCACAUGUUAGAAACCAUAGAUGAUAGAUUUUUUAAUGACUGUGUUUUAUUUAUUUGUAUAUCAUAGUGUUUUGUCGUAGAACUUUCUUCUGCAUCAAGUAUGUAUAUAAAAAAUCUUUACAGGGAUGUCCAAAGUUUUUUCGCGUAUAACUCCUUUUUGCACUGGCGGCGCUUUAAAAAAAUAACCCUGGUCGAGCCAAAAUCGGGGUGUCCAAAGUUUUUUCGCGUAUAACUCCUUAUUGCACUGGAAACCUUUUCAGCUAUUAGUGUGCUAAGUGAUUUUCAAAAUAAGUGAUUUUUACUUAAAAAACCUUAAAUAAAUCUAAAAUUUGAAUUAAAUUGAAUGUUAACAGUGUAAUUUUCAAUAUAUGAUGUGAAAAAUGUGAGAAAAGUGCGUUAAAGUGUAUGAAAUAUAAUGUGCUAUAUAUAGAAAUAAUUGGACUUUUAAAUAGAAAUAUUUCAAAAACUAUUAUAUAAGUCCGAUUAACAAUUCCCUCUCUGGAAAGCCUUCUCUUUCACCCGAUACCCCAUUUAUAUUCGUUAUCAAAAUCCGACCGCCAAAGUAAUCGCAAUCGUGCCAAUGUGACAAAUGGUAAAAUAAUCGAAAGAGCGUUUCUGUGUGGAAAAGUUAAAAACUAAAAUUAUUUUAUGAAUAUUAGGGCAAAUUGUGUUAUAAUUUUAAAAUAACCGUGUAAAUAUAUUUUCAGUAGACCUGUAUACCUCUUCAAAAUCGUGGUCGAAAAGGAAUGAAAUGCAAAAAAUUGUAUUCAAAUCAGUGAAAACUUUGGUUAUAAGUAUAAAAAAUAGUUUAUAAUAAAUACACAAUUGUGUUCGUGUUGCAUAAAUUGAGAAUGAAUCUGUGUUUAACGAAAUAUUUAAAAGUAUUCGUAGAAAAUACAUUUGUGUUUAAAAAAGUUAACAAGUGCAAAUUUUGACGACAACUUCAUAUUAAAAUUAAUAUACCAAACGCGAUUGCAGAAACCUGAAAGGUUUCUCUAUUUCUUGAGGGUUCAAUAUAUCAACGUAAAGAGCAAUAAACGCGCAAUCAUGACAACUCCAUUAGACUGCACCAGCAAUAAACACAAUAUCACAACUACAAUCAGAGCAACGGCAACAAGAACAUGACAAGAACAAGUGAAGCCAAAGUAAGAGCAAUUAAUGGCGAACAUUGCAAAGCGGCGACUGCUGUCAUCAGCAGCAAUGCAAGCGCUCUUACGAACGACGAAACAGAAGUCACAACAGCGACUGUUACUUCAAUAGCAGCGGCAACUGCUCAAUCAACAUCAGGUUUGCCGGCUGACACAGAAACUGCAACCCGCAGUCGCAGCUUCAACUCCAGCGACAAGAAACACGAGCACAAGUCCGGCACGCACCACCGGUUAUGCAAUCAUCCCGAGUCGUAGCCUCAACAGCAGCAACAGUAGCAGCGUUGGUGUUGGCAACAGCAAGAAAGGCGGAAGCGGCAGUGGUAGUGGCACUGGCGGCACGUUCAACUCAAUGGCAACUCGUAUAUGACAGCUGAUAACGCGACGUUGGUGCGCGAUUUGACCGAUGACGAUGGCGAGGAUUCGUAUACGGCCUUUCAGGAGUACCUGGGGCGCGUAGGGCACGAAAUCAACGAAGUAUUCGAGGAACGUCGCGUUCGACAACGCGCCCAACAAAUGCAAGCGAGCGACCGACAUGCCGUACAACUUGAUACAACCGUAUCUAAUGAUGCCGCAGUUAUUAAUAUUUGCCAAAGUAGUGAUAACAGAUUAUCCCAAUGCGAUGUUGUUGACGCUCCAUAUGACAAGUAUAGACAAUGACAGCCGAUUUUCAGUGGCUCCCACUACAGACGACUCGGCUUGUCUUCGCACACAACAGAACUUAAAGCUUAUUACCACCACCUCUAAGUCUCAACGGCCAGACUUCGGAUGACAAGCAGGACGAAGACAACUCUAACUCUGAACCUGUUUGUAGCAACGAAUAAGACGCCACCACAGCCAGCACACAGGAGGAUGUGAAUGUUUGGGCUAAUAAAUUUCUAAGUGAUUUGGAUAAUUUAAUACCUUCCUCACCUCAAUUGCUUUAUGUCGCUGCUACGGCAGCCUUACAGAGCCGUUAUGGCUGAACGUGCCACGUGAGAACUGUGUAGCCAACGGACUCGUGCUACUGCGGCCCGAGAAACAAGUGAGUCGAAAAUUUGAUUUCAUUUUAAUCAAAGUACGAAAGUAAAACUAAUGCCGGUAUUCUGCUUGUCACGUUUGUCUCAUGUCUCUAUUUGUCACAAUUGUGAAUUAGGAUGUAUCAUUUUGUUAUUCAGAGCAUGAUGGCAAUAGAAGAUUCCGCUCAUAUUUCGUCCAUUGCACUAAUUUUUCCGGAAUUAAAUCAGUGAAGUAAUUAAAUCGUUUAUUAAAAGUUUGGAAAAAUUUAAAUGGAAAUAAGUAUUUUAAAUUGCGCAAUGACGAGCAAUCAAUUGCGGUGCGAAUAUAAUAGCUUGUUAAAAGUAUUUCGUGGGCUCGAUUAAAGAAAGUGGCAGUGUAGCUAAGAGUAUAUUGCAACAUUCAACAUUAUUAUUACCGCAGCAACAACAAAAUUUGUUAUAACGGCCAAUCCCUUCGUCCAUUGAAUUCUCAAUGGCCAUUUGCUGACAUGUCCAGGGCUCGUGAGUUGGCCUUACUCGAGAAAUGGACUGAUGCUGCUGCCGCAACUGCCACCAACACUUUCCCACCCCUCGCCUCACCCACCUCCCCGAAGGCAACGAAGUUCUGCUGUUGCCCAAAUCGACGCCGCUACAACUUGAAACACCCAAAGGCGAAGUCCACCUUAGACGCGCGCAACAUUUUCCUGGAUAAUGAUUUUACGUACAUUGAUGAUGCGGAUAAGCAAGGUAACAACAACAGAAACUACAGUAGUGUGCGAAGUAGCGAGGCGUAUAACAGCACCAACAAUUGCGCAGACAGCGUAGCAUUAGUCAGCCUUAAAGGAUUAGACGGACAUCAGUGUGAAACUAACAAGUGGCUGCAAUUGCAACAACAAGAGCGUAGUGAAGAGCCUGCUGCCACAAGUAUCGCUAGCAACUUUGCGGACGAUUACGAUGAUAUCUGUGAUGUUGUCGACAAUGCCGGAAAUUGCAGAUCGCGACUAAUGAAUGUAUCGCACCAAUUGCCAACUAUACAGCAGGAGCAACAACAGCACAAUCUAGUAGAGUUAGUAGCGCAAUGCAACAAACCAGAUCAUUUGCAGCAAAGGCGGCAUGACAAAGGCCCUCAAAAUAAUUGCAAGGGCAACACCCAUAGCAACGAUAAGAGCAAAUAUAACAAAAAUACCAUCUGCGACUGUGGAAACAACCCAAAGCCCACGAGCAAUGAUCAUAUCAGUAGCACCGCGCUGAUUGAAAGCGAUUGUCAACCGAAAGUGCCAGGCACCAACACAGCCGUGGAAACAGCAGCAACAGGAACCGUUGCUGACAACCAUUGUGCGGGCGCAAGUAAAAGUGAUAAAAGUUUCGUUAGUGAACAACAGCAACAGCAAUACCAACGGUUGGCUAGCAACUGGCUAGACGACGACGACAAUAAGAGCGAUCAACUAACAAUCCAAAGACUUAGCAAUAGUGAACUUAAGCAUAGCAAUAAUAUUUGUAAGGAACAACAAACACAACAAGACCGACACUGUGGCAGUGUUAACAUUACAAACGACAAAUGUAACGUUAGUGAGCUACAAGCGCGCUUUAAUUGCCAACUUGACUCAUCUACAACGACGGACGCUCCCGAGUCGAACCGAACGAAUUCACAGCAAAAACAAAGCCAAAACAAUAUCAACAGCAAAAGCAAAAGCGAUAAAAACGCCAACAACGACGAGAACGACAGCAAAAUUGAUUUGCAGAAUAAAAUGACAAUAACCACAACGAAUGCGGCGAGUCGCAAGCUUUCGCGUACUGAGUGUGGGUUGACAUCAACUGGAACAACCCCAGUAACAAACACACCAACAACAACAACGAAAGGCAGCGUGACGACCGACAACGCUUCCACAGCGACCACAUCGGAAAUUGCGCCCAACAGUGCGAGAACAGCGGCGAGCAUGACUGGCAGCACUGCAACAACCAACGUACCCACGUCCGCGUCUGAGUCGAACGCUGCGCCAACAACUAUAGCGGGCAUCUCAGCGGUGCAAUUGAGGAACACUGCUGCAUCACCAACACCAUCGUCGCGCCCUUCAACGCCCUCCCUAACAACUGUGAUCAAAACAACGCUGGUGAAACGAACACCUUCGACGGAAUCGUCCAAAACUCCAUCUCCAGUCACCACACCAACAACAAUAACUAAGUCCAUUGUCACCGCGACAGUGUCGGCACGUGCUUACAACGCUGUGGGCAAUGCUCGAACGGGAGGAGCAGUAGUACCAGGAAAUGCACAGGAACUUCAGGCCGCGUCAACACCGCGCACAUCGGUAAAACAACGCAUUGCGGCCUUUGCCGCUGGAAAUGAGCAACAAACGCGUAAUCAUGACAAUUCCAUUAAGCUGCAGCAGCAGCAAGCACAAAAUCAACAUCACAAUCAGAGCAACGGCAACCAGAACAUGACAAGAACAGGUGAAGCGGCGACUACGGUCAUCCACAACAAUGUAAGCGCUCUUACGAAUGGUGGAGCAGAAGGCCCAGCAGCGACUGUUAAUUCGACAGCAGCGGCAACUGCUUACUCAACAAAAAUUUCUACGGAUGACGCAGCAACAGCAACAGGCACACCAGCAACGGCAGUCGGAGCUGUAACGCCAGUGACAAGAAACACGGGCGCAAGUCUGGCACGCACCACCGGUUAUGCAACCAUCCCGCGCCGUAGCCUCAACAACAGUAACAACAGCUGUGUUGGUGGUGGCCACGGCGCGAAAUGCGGAAGCGGCAGUGGCAAUGGCAACCUGGCCACGACAACUGAUAACACGACGAAUGACGCGACGGCGGAUAGCUGCCGCAAAUUGGCCGCCACUCUGUAUAAUCUCGAUUUGGCUGUGGUGCGCGAUUUGACCGAUGACGACGGAGAAGACUCGUACACGGCCUUUCAGGAGUAUCUGGAGCGCGUAGAGCACGAAAUCAACGAAGUAUUCGAAGAACGUCGCGCUCGACAGCGCGCGCAACAAAUACAAGAGAACGACCAACAUGUCGGGCAGGAUGUUAAAACCAACUUUAAUGAUAGCGCAGUUAUUAGUAACUGCCACAGUUGCGUUAACAGAUUAUCCCAGUGCGACGAAGUUGGCGCGCCAAAAAAUGCGCUCGGUAACAAGGCGGAAAUUACAAGUCAGCAUACGACAAGUAUUGACAAUAACAGUCGAUUUUCAAAACCCACUACAGACGAUACUCGUCUUUGCACUACAACAGAACUCAAAGCUUUACCACCACCACCCCUCGGUCCUAACAGCCACACUUCGGAUGACAACCAGGGUGAUGACAACUCUAAUUCUGACACUCUGGGUAGCAACGAAAAUGUCGCCACCAUAUCCAGCACACAGGAGGAUGUGAAUGUUUGGGCAAAUAAAUUCCUUCGUGAUUUGGAUAAUUUAAUGUCGUCGACCCGUCCACUUUCUCUAAGCGCCUGUUCAUCGCCAACAUCGAAGACCUCACCUCAAUUGCUUUCUGCCGCUGACACGGCGGCCAUACAGAGCCGUUAUGGUCGCUGUGCGGCCGAACGUGCCGAGAACGUUACGGCUAAUGGACUCGUGCUACUGCGGCCCGAGAAACAUACCACCAUUCCAUUGCAAUCGUUUAACCUUGAUUGUGGACGCCUUGAUAAUGGCUCAAACGCCGACAACAACAAUAGCUGCAGCCAUGCUGGCACCAUUUGCACUCCGACCAAGCCGAGUGUUGCCUAUAUGCGAACUUUAUCGGCGCCGACACCAUACCACCAGCAACACCCAGCGGUCCACAAUAGUGGCACCGGCAAUCGCAACAGUUUAGCAACAUUUAAUGCCACAACCGAGCAACAUCGUCGGCAUUAUCAUAAUCUGACAAAUUUACAAUGCGGCAACGAUGCAGCAUCAGCAAGUUUGCCAACAACAACAGCAACAGAAACAAACCCGUCAACAACAGCAACGAUAUUGAAAAUUGAAGAGACAACACCGGUAGCAUCACCAGCAGCUGCGCCUGCAUUUGCAGCGACAAGUGGUAACCGCCGGCCAGCAAUUUCAAUGACAACAUUAAACGGCUGUGCCGCCGCCGUGGCCCAACAAAACGAUGAAGAAUCACUUAAAAGCAGGCGACAGCGUCAAUUGGAAAACGAUAUGGACACAAUGCUCGGCAACAACAACGCCACAGCACAUUUUACGCACAGAGAAAGCACGAGUCAACUAGCACUAGCACAGCAGCUGUGCAAUGGUGAUAAAGGCGGUAACACUGGCUUUAACAGUAGCAACGGCUUGGCGGCAAUGCUGGCAAUACCAAAACGGGAGCGCAUUAAUCAUGCGACGAUGACAACACCAACAUCGGCAAUAUCUACGGCAAAGCUAGGCAACACCGUGCUUUUGCCAUCUACAUUGUUGACCUCAUCAGCAUCAAAGAGUAAUGGCAGUGGCACUCCGGCCUCUUUGUUGUUAAACGGCAGCGAUGUGACCAAAAAAGGAUCGACUUCAACGAUCUGGACAUCUGAGGAGUCAAUAUUGAGGAGUGUUGGCGCCGUCGAUGAAGACAAUAACUCCACUUCAUCCUCGGCAUGCGAAGAGGCUUCCGGUGUUCUCAGCUCCGGUAAGUCGGGUAUAUCGCUCGACUCCUCUGGUCUAGAUAAUGACAACAAUGAAAGUGGCAUUGGUACAGCAACGCCACCGAAAGAAAUCUCCUAUUGGAAGUCGCAACACAACGACAAUGAAUCGAUUAGCAGCUUGGAUGCGCUAAGAAAAAUGAAAUUCCAGAAAAGUGGUUCAGUUAUCUCCUCCGAUGAUCCAGACCUCUUAGAAGUACUCAGCCUAUGCGAUGAACCUCAUGGCGGCGAUGAAGAAAUUACCAUUAAUGGUGGCGAUGAGUCACUCGAUGACAUUGACGAUCAACAUCGUCAGCUGCAUAGACCACCAACAGCUACCACAGCGGCAGACAAGCUAAAACACAAGGUUCAACAUCUGCAAAUGCUACGCGCCACACGUCAACGUCAUCGUCAACAUCAACGCACGCGACAAGAUGACACCGAUAGCAUCGACAUCAAUGAUGCGCUCGAAAAGGCCGAAGCCGUAGAUGAUGGCGGUGUAGAUGUAUCCGAUGUAACGUAUGAGUAUGAUGAGGGCCAUGAUGAUUUCGAAGUUGGUCCAUACUGCGAAUGCGAAUGCAACGAUGGCGAUGCAAGCAGCGCCAGUGGCAGUGGUGGCGGCGGCAGUCGUAACGGUUCCACAUCAGCUAAGGAAACGACUGGCAGUAACUGCGUAGUGCUACGUCGUAAACUUAGCGCUGUGACCACACCAAUUAUGAUGCCUUACGGCGGUGGUGGACGUGCACAGAAAUGUCGCAGCCACUCGCUAGAUACUUCCUCGCUACCUGCUGUCUACUAUCAGUACUCACCAUUGCAACAUCAGCAUCCACAACAACAUCAUCCACUGUCGCGUAAGUUGCAUCAACAUUUGCACGGACGUGGUAGAGAGCGUGGUCAGCUAUCGCUAGCGCUACGUCAGGAACCGUUCCAGUCUUUGUUGUCGCCAACUCAUUUUGCAGAAUUGCCCUCACCAAGUAGCGCAUCACUGCACAGCGGACACGAAAGUCUGGGAAUACAAGAGCUGACGACUAAGUCGAACUCGGCGCCAUUACUGCUGAAGCAGGAGAAGACGAGACGUGAUGACUUUGCCGGGCAGAAGUUGACGCUGCGAUACUCACGAUCGCAAAGUGAUCGAUACUUAGCAGAGAUCGAGGCCGUUGAAGCGUGUAAAUGGUUGCGAGCUGCCGGCUUUCCGCAGUAUGCGCAAAUGUAUGAAGAUCAUCAAUUCCCACUCGACCUGACUAAUGUGGCCAAGGAUCACACCAAUCUAGAGAAUGAUCAACUCCAGUCUCUCUACCGACGUCUCUGCAUUUUGAAUCGCUGUGCCAACAUGCGCCUCGAUCAAUCACACAAGGCGCAAACGCCGCAGGUUUGUCAACUUCCCCUCUCUAAAUUACCCCAUAAAGUACAACAAAUCAUCAACUCACUCACGUACGAUUCAUCCCAGCAGAAGGAGGACUCCGAUGAUGAGAAUUGUGCACUAAGCGAGAAUUGGACAUUCCAGCCACAUAUACGCCGUUGGUCGCGUAUUGGCGAAAUGGGUCUUGAGCUGCCGCCCGCUGGUAAGUUGAAUAUUGAGAAGACAGAAAGCUCAUCCAAGGAGUCCAGUCCAGAUCGUUUUGAAGACGACAGCUAUGACAUGUCUGGCGGCGGUGGACUUUCACUUACACUACCUGGCAAUUCCACAGACUCCAUCCUCAAUGAAUCGACCGAUUCCGCUGCAGUGCGAUUGCGACGCACAGGUAGUGAACGUUUUAAGGAUGGUGCCAAAGCAUUCCUGCGACGUGUAGAGUCUAUAAAAUCUCGUCGACGAAAGCGUCAAAAUCGUGAGGGUAUUGUUAUUAGUGGUCCACAAGCAUUAGAUUUGUCAGAACUGGGCCAGCGUGGUAGCAUACGUAAACCGGAUGCUGUAUAUUCCACACCACCUUCCCCAUCUGCGGUCAGUCCUAUGCAUACAUUCCCGAAGGGUCCUAUGUUUGGAAAUGAACUCAAAGUACCGUCACAAAGUGAAACUUUCCUUAGCCCGAAUCGGGCAAGUCCCAAGCGUACACCAACCACACCACGUUCGAUGCGUGCCAGCCCACUACAUUUCUUCUCCAAUCCGAUGCCACAUUUGAAAGAGGGCAAGUCAGAUGAUUCUUCAUCAUACUACAGCGAUAGCCAAGAAUCGUCAGCAGGUGGUAAACUAUCACUGCGUAAGACUCCAUCAAAAACGCGCAGAUUUCUACAGCGCACUGGUAAGGUAGAUGAUAUAGGCGCACACUCAGACUCCGAAUGCCAUCACGGUAGAAAAUUACUGAUAAAGGAUGCCAACUCGAACACCACGGAGAUAAAAGUCAAGAAGCUGACACGUGGUGGCUCACUUAAUUUAGGUAAAGAUCCUAAAAAACGAGAGGGUUUCCGGUCGGCGAGUUUCCGUUCGCGUUCCACCUCGCGUAAGGAAACCAAACCCGAGGAAGCCGAAAACAUUAAACGCAGUACCCCGGUCGUGCGAUGGCAUAGUUUUCAGAUGGAGGAACGUCCGCACAUGAUUUUCCGAAAAUGUUUCUCGCAGAAGAUCGAUCCUAACAAGAACGAUCAUGGCAUUCCAUUUGUGGCUAUGUCCGCAGGCCAGCUUCACAUUAUACGCAAGCUUGCGUUGGUCAUUCUCACCGGUUAUAUGGAACGCUAUUGUCCAACACAUCGCUCUGGUUGGAAUUGGGAGCUGCCCAAGUUUAUUAAGAAAAUCAAAAUGCCCGACUACAAAGACAAAAAAGUGUUCGGUGUGCCCUUGUUGUUGGUACUGCAACGCACCGGGCAAACGUUGCCGAUUGCGAUACGUGCCGCAUUCCGUUGGCUGCAAGUGCGCGCUCUCGAUCAGAUCGGCCUGUUCCGAAAGAGCGGUGUUAAGUCACGCAUUAUAAAACUAAAGUCAGAGGUGGAGCAACUUGAUUCUACUGCGCUUUGCAUGGAAGUGUAUGACACGCAACAAGCUUACGACGUAGCCGAUAUGUUGAAACAGUAUUUCCGCGAUCUGCCCGAAUCGUUGCUCACCACCAAGAUGUCCGAAACGUUUGCGGCGAUUUUCCAACAUCUCCCCAAGGAUGUGCGUCUAGAAGCAGUACAGUGCGCUGUACUUCUGCUGCCGGAUGAAAAUCGCGAAAUACUCUACGCUUUGUUGGAGUUCUUGACACUAGUAGCGGCCAAUGCAGAGCAAAACCAAAUGACUGCCAAUAACUUGGCGGUAUGCUUGGCGCCUUCGCUUUUCCAUAGCACUAUUUCGACUGGCGUGGCUUCGGUUUCAGCUUCACCAAGGCGGCGCAAGGGUGCCGGUGUGCCCGACGAUAAGGAACUGCAAGAGGCAAAAGCAUCGCACGAGUGCUUAUCUUUUAUGAUUGAAAACUACAAGCAAAUUUUUACAGCGAGCAAAGAGAAGAUAAGCAAAUGCAAUUUCGGCUAUAUGGAAGAGUCGAAGCCGGUGCCAUUGGAGGCGCUCGGCGAAGGCAUGCAGUUUCAUAAUUGGCGGGGAUACCUGUAUGAAUGUACCAAGGCGACCAUCAAAGAAGGCAGAGAGAAAACUCGUGGCUGGUUCACGAUUUCUUCACAAAAUGACAGCAAUGUGGAUAUUGCCUACAAGAAAGUUGGCGACGGCCACCCUUUGCGUUUGUGGCGCUGUGCCACCGAAGUUGAGGGUCCGCCAAAAGAAGUCUUGGACUACAUCAUAAAUCAACGCGCCUCUUGGGACUCCAACUUGCUAGAGAGUCAAACUGUUAAAAAGCUGGACGCCACCACAGAAAUAUUUCAAUAUGCUAUAGACGGGCAGUUCACCACCGAUUUCUGUGUGCUACGUUCGUGGCAAACAACUGACCUGCCGCGCGGUGCCUGUGUCAUUGUGGAGACCUCCAUCGAUCACGCCAAGGCGAAACCUAUGUUCGGCGCCAUUAGGGGGGUUGUGUUGGCUUCGCGCUAUUUGAUAGAGCCCUGUGGUAGUGGACGAUCACGCGUUAUGCACUUGACGCGGGUAGAUGUCAAGGGACGGACACCAGAGUGGUACAACAAGAGUUAUGGACACAUUUGUUCGCUUUAUUUAUCGAAAAUACGUUUGGCAUUCAAGCAUGUAGCUGAUGGCCCUGAAAGUAAGGUGUAAUUUGAAGCAUAUCAAAUAUCGAGUGUUUAAUUUAAGAAAACACAAAUAUGAAAACCAUAAAUUUCGAAACACGAAAACGAGAAACAAGCUAAAGACAUCACAUAACUGAAGGAACCCAGAGAACUGAUUUUAAACGUUUUUUAUCUUGUAACAAAUGUCGCAAAUCCUAAGGCAUUUACUUUUUACGAAAGGUAAACAAAUAAAAAAAGAUAUUUCGAAAAAAAAAAACAAAAAACAACCCAAAUACGAUAAGUUCGAAAGUGCCCAAAAAGAAGUUACAAACUAUUUUUUUUAAUGUUAAAAUAACUAUAAACAUAUUAAACAAAUGCGUAAAUGAAUGCAACUCAUUUAAAUGAUAUUGUUAAAAAACAACAACAAAAAGCGGGUGCAGAACGUUACGCACUUGAAACUGACACCCAGGAAGAGUUACAUAUCCAAUAUUGCUGGCGAUUUUAUUGCAGAGGGUUACAAAUAGUGCCGAGAAAAAUUGGAGCGCGCAAAAAUUGGAACGGAAAUGGGAUUGCAACAAAAAAUAUGCAUUUAUCGCGAGAUAGCGCUCAAAUUUCUUCCUGCAUUACCCAUAUCUAUAUUAACUAAUUCACCUAAGGAACGGGGGAUAUUAAAAUAAUUCCCUAUAAUACUUGUAUAUACUUUAUAAAUUAGGGAAAAUUUUUAUAUUUUUCCAAAUUGACAGUAUGCAAUAUUUUUCGUAGUCUUAAAACAUAACGGAUGUAAAAUUUAAAUCUUAAUGUAAACGCAUAUUGUAUAUAGUAAACAAUUAAUUUAAAAGCCCUAAGGCAUUUUUUUAGAAAUUAAGACAAUUACUUUAUUUGUAACAUAUUAAAAUCAAAAACAAAAAAAUUAAAAUACCGCAAGCAGUUAGCGGAAAUGUAUGUUAGCCCUCUAACACAAGAUAAUACUCAAAACCGAAGCAUCACAAAAGUUUAUUUUUUACCGAAAAUAUAUUUUUUCUUUAAAAAUCUAGAAAACCUAA